Messenger RNA from Wallemia ichthyophaga EXF-994, 1851 nucleotides. RefSeq lists its product as uncharacterized. The record is from RefSeq and is a predicted model, not a curated record. NCBI's taxonomy places the organism in Eukaryota, Fungi, Basidiomycota, Wallemiomycetes, Wallemiales, Wallemiaceae. Bases 1 to 1851 code for a protein of 616 amino acids. The transcript has 2 exons.
AUGACAGAAAAUACAGAAAACAGAGAUUUCAACGGGGAUAAUGAUAAGCGCUAUACAAAUGCCAGCGUACUUGAUUACUACGCUUACAUCGCUGAAACGGGCGAUGCCUCUUCUUCGUCUUCUCCAUCGAGUAAAUACAGUUCUGGUGGUACAUUGAACGAUGUAGACAAAUCGAAUAGACAGAUAUCUGUUAUGGAGCGUAUGGACAGCAGUGAUUAUCCUCAUUUGAAUGUGUACACGAGCGGUGGUGAACAAGGCCCUGUAAAAGUUGGCAGUUAUCACGGCGUGGAUGUUGAUCACGGCACUAGCAUUGGUCAUAUCCCUUCAGAUAUUCUCCUUAAGAGAAGAGGCAGUGCGAUUAGCCAAAUGUCAACUGCUGCUCUAAAUGACGCUCAUUCAGUCUACUCUCACUCCUCUCGCUCCUCUCGCUCUUCUGACAGCACUAUCGACCUCCCCUCACCCACAGACAACUGUGACCCUGUUUCAAUCACCCGUGAUAUGCCCCUUCCUAAUGCUUUCUCUUCUAAGGCUACCUAUAACGGUGCCUCGUCUACAUCUGACCGUGUUAUGCGCACCGCAGAGGCUAUUAACGCUCUUGCUAGAGCUGCGAGCGGCUUGCAAGUCUGGCUUCGUUGCGUCGGUGGUGAAGGCAGGCCACGCAGCUACAGCCCACCACCUCUCGUAUUUCAUAGUGAACGCUAUAAGCGCGAGAAAAGUCAACAGAGUAUUCAAUCUGACGCAGGCGAGACAGAUGUUAUGGAAAAUAAUGACGAAAUCAACCGCCAAGCUACUCAAUCACCAUCAAAUGCUCCAAGUAUACACUCAAGUAAUGCCCAAACUUCUAAUAGUCCUUACAUGUCCACUCCAGUCGUCCCUUAUCACCAAGAACGUCCCAGCAUUCAAGAUCGCCAACAUAGUUCUGCGUCCUUUGCUACUAACUCAACCUUCCCACUUCGUCCAGGCAGUGAUAUUAAUGUUGCCCACGAUCUCACUAAAGCUGUUGCUGGCGAUAGCCCGCCUGAUAAAAUACCUGAGCAUCUCCCUUAUCCUGGCGCAGCGGCUAUGGUAAAAAAAACUGGUAGCACUAGCAGCGCUAUCAGCUCACCACGGAGUACAGCUACCGUUAAGGCUAGUCGUGCUGCUGGUUUCUUUGCCAAUCUUGGUCGACGGACGAGUGCAAAAUCACCACCGAAGAAGCUGCAAAUUGGACAUCCAUCACCUAUUAGCAAAGAUGCAGACCUACCUUCAUCAAUUUCAUCCAUAUCACCGCCACUCUACACGACAACGCCCGGGACGACUCCCCCUCGGAGCCCUAAUCGCAGCGAAGAGAUGGUGGAGCGGGAUACACCGGCUACUGGCGUAAGCACGAGUACAGCAAGUACAACUACAUCAACACCUACGACUAUAAGCGGGAAGGAUAAUAAGGAGGUGACAGUACCAGCUCGUGGAUCUUCACACAAAACCCCUAGACACGUCUCAGCAGCGUCCACAUCACAUAUAAAUUUAGAUGGCCUUGAGCGCGCACCCACUGGACCACGUGCUAAACCUAGCAAGAGUCGCAACAGUAGUAUUUUUAAUUUAACUCACGUGCUCAACCCAGAACCAUUUCCUGGAUUGGCUAAUCUCAAGCCGCCUAGUAAAUACGAGUUGCGAGCUAGUACACCUGCACCUGUGAGACAAUCGAGUAAGAAACCUGCAGAAGAAAUGAGCCCGGCUUUCAAAGCAAGUUUGAAUAGACUUGAGAACCUUCUCCCCCAGGCGGCGAAAAGUGAUCUAAGGAAUCAUUUGAAGAAGGCUAACGGUGAUGAAGUGCGCGCUGUGGGGACGUAUAUAGAAUCGCAACGUUUAUAA